Messenger RNA from Anopheles aquasalis, 898 nucleotides. It is a transcript of the gene Psf3, whose product is annotated as DNA replication complex GINS protein Psf3. Lineage: Eukaryota; Metazoa; Arthropoda; Insecta; Diptera; Culicidae. Gene Ontology annotation, cellular component: GINS complex. The record is from RefSeq and is a predicted model, not a curated record. Gene Ontology annotation, biological process: mitotic DNA replication initiation.
ACAAAACAAACGACAGCGCACAAGGUUUUCCGUUUUCCUGUUUUCGUGUUUUCCCCGUUUUUUGUGUUUUGUUUCUCAGCUGGCCGUGGCGGUGUUGUCAAAGUUCUAGGAACAGACUCACCCAGAGUUGGCAAGUUGCGCAAAACCCUGGCCCAGAACAGCUGAGGCGGAAAAAGCGCGCAAUCUGCCGAAGAGCCGCGGAAAAUAAACACUCUGCCCGUUUGUUCCGAGUCGAAGAUGAAUAUUCCGAGCUACACACCGAAUUAUUAUAGUCUGGCGGAUAUUACGGUGACCCAGGAGCGUGUACCGUGCCGCACGCUUCAGGAUUUAUACAUGAUGGGUUUUCUGGAUUCGUCGGAAAAGUCUCCGAAUUUAGCAAGCAACCACAAGAUGGAACUGCCCCUGUGGGUAGUACUGCAGCAGGACGAUAGGAAUCCACACUUUGAGGCGCAAAUACCGGACAUCUACAGUGCGGCCUACAAGGAGAUCUACAAAGCGGACGCCAGUUACGUCGAGCUGGGAGCGUUGAACAAAUUCUACUACGAGCUCGGCAUGUAUCUUACGCGCUACGAUCCAUCGAACAAUGUGUCGGAAAUGCUGCUCACCACCGCCCGGGAGCGAUUGAAGAGUCUGAAGGAUUCGUGCCAAAACGAUGGCAACGAUAGUUUAAACAUUAACAGCAAGUUCGAGUUCCUCGAGCGUUUACUGUUCAGUGAGGGCUGCAAAACGAACAAACUGUUCGACGAUUGGUUGUACGAAAAACAAGUGUACCUGAAAUCGACCGAGAUAGCUGUUAACAUCCGUAAGCGGAAGCGCAGUCCGGACGGUGAACCGGAAGAUGAGCAGUAAUAAAAAGAAUGCUGAGAGGUGCUUUUGCAAUCCUUCGCUUUCCAGGGUA